GAGCGUGCCCUCAUUUGCGUGUCCUCGUUUGCGUGUCCCUCCGCUCCGCCUCGUUUGCGUGCGUCCGGGUUUCCACUCGGGAGCGUCUUCGUUUGACUGUCAAACCAAAGCCGCCGCGUCCUUCUCCUCCUCCGCAUCUCUCAUCCAGUGGAGCGCGCGCACCCGCACGCACGCGCGCACAGCCUCCUCCUCCUCCUCCUCCUGCUGCUGCUGCACCGAAGCAGGACUCCUCCAAACUCCUUCGACCGGCCGCUGUUGUCGCCUUCGAAGCCCCCGUCUGCGUCCUCCAUCAGCCGGCCGCGCGCAGAACUCGACCCGCGGUCCUCCUCCGGUAGGCCCCGACGCAGUAGCAUCAUGGAGGAGUUAGACGUUCCACAGAUGAGGAGAGAAGUGGAAAGCCUUCAGUAUCAGCUGGCAAUCAACAGAGAGAAAUCCUCCAUCACUGUUACCGAGCUGGUGAAGUGGAUCGAGGGCUGUGUUUGUGAAGAUCCAUUUCUGAACCCUGAGCUGAUGAGAGCCAACCCCUGGGUGGAGAAGGGCAAGUGUGUGAUCCUCUAAUGGGGUCACACACACGCAAACAUGUAAACACACGCCCACACAGACACACAUAAACUAAAGAACCAUGCACCCCCGCUGCACUAGCCCCCCUCCCCCUCUCUCUCUCACACAUGCACAUAUUAUUGCUAUCAUGUUUAUUUAUUGGGAGACUCCUGAAUGCUUUUAAUUGGUGUAAAGACGCAUGUGUGUGUGUGUGUGUGUGUGUCUGUGUGUGUGAGCGUGCAGCACUGAGUAGCUUUCUAGAGGUUUGUUUUCAUGGACUGCUGAGAAAUGUUCAACACCACGUUUUUAUUGGCUCUUUACACUGUCGAUCAAAAUAAAGACGGUUUUGAAUUUAA
Pungitius pungitius (ninespine stickleback) is the source of this 896-nucleotide messenger RNA. RefSeq names its product guanine nucleotide-binding protein G(I)/G(S)/G(O) subunit gamma-13-like. The transcript is spliced from 3 exons. NCBI's taxonomy places the organism in Eukaryota, Metazoa, Chordata, Actinopteri, Perciformes, Gasterosteidae. Gene Ontology annotation, biological process: sensory perception of taste; phospholipase C-activating G protein-coupled receptor signaling pathway. Gene Ontology annotation, cellular component: heterotrimeric G-protein complex. Bases 355 to 558 code for a protein of 67 amino acids. Gene Ontology annotation, molecular function: G-protein beta-subunit binding. The record is from RefSeq and is a predicted model, not a curated record.